AUGAGUCUCGCUAUGAACACUUCAGCUUCCGUGCCAAGCGGAGAUGCGUCUUCUAGAGAUGUCGCUCUUGAUACAGAGGCGAUAGAGCAGCUCAACAGUCCACACGCCAAGGUUUUGCUCGACAUGAUCGACAGUCUCCGGGAACUCCGAGUCGGCGAGAUUGUCCAACUGCCUCAGAUCAUCGUGGUCGGCGACCAAUCUUCCGGGAAAAGCUCUGUUCUUGAGGCCAUUUCCGGGAUAAACUUCCCAGUCAAUAGUGACCUGUGUACGCGAUUCGCAACGGAACUCGUUAUGCGGAGGCAUCCUGAAACCAAAAUCACGGUCAGCAUCCAGAAAGCAAUGAGGCCAGCCGCCGCUGGACACGAUGGCGAGCAGGAAGAGUCUCUUCCCUUCCACAAAUCGAGCUUGGAUAAGGACGCUCUGCCGGAUAUUAUCAGCGAGGCUCGAGAGCGUAUGGGUAUUAGAACUGGUUCAAAGCGGUUCUCCAAGGACAUCCUUCGCGUGGUGGUUGCUGGGCCCGAUGCCCCCGAGCUCACUCUUGUGGAUCUUCCCGGCAUUUUUCACUCUCCGACCUCAGAACAAACACUGGAAGACAAAGAGCUUGUCAACGAGCUAAUUGAAAAAUACAUGCAAGAGAGCAAAAGCAUCAUACUGGUGGUGGUUGCAGCAAACAACCAGCUAGCGAACCAGUCGGUGUUGAGCCGAGCCAAGCAACACGACCCACACAACAAACGCAUUGUCGGUGUGAUCACCAAACCGGACCUAGUCGACGGUUAUGCCAAUGAGAAAAAGUAUCUCGAUCUCUGCAGGGGACUUGAGACGGCCCACAAGCUAUCGCUCGGCUGGCAUGUCUUGCGCAACAGCUCGGAACAGGCAAGACGCGAUGUCUCUCAUGACAGAGACCGCGAAGAGCAACUCUUCUUCCAGAGAGGUGUCUGGGCUUCUCUUCCUCCUGCGAACAGAGGAAUAGGAAGCCUUCGGAAUAAGCUCAGCAAAGUGCUUCUUGAGCACAUCAGGGAAAGCUUGCCGGGCCUCAUCCGAGAGAUUGAGAACAGUCUCAGCGCACGUGAGGAGGAGCUGCUGCAGCUCGGGAAACCCAGGUCCACUCUAGAAGAGAUGCGAUCAUAUUUGAUGGGUAUAGCGGAAGAAUUUCAGCGUUUGGCUCGCGAUGCUGUUGAUGGUAGAUAUGGAGAUCAAUUCUUUGGCGACCUGUCUGAAGUCGACCGGAAGCUACGAGCUCGGCUUCGGCAGAUGAAUCGCGCCUUUGAUGAUACCAUGAUGAGCAAGGGUUCUACUUACAACAUCGUCUGGAACAUCGAAAACGACUCAAACGACCACACAGGCGACGACCAUCACUCAGAUGACGACCGCUCUGAGAACGGCCAUUCGGACGGCGACAGCUCAGACGAUGACGACGAAGAAGUUCCCGAUCAUUUGCAACGACUGAUCGAAUCAUACCAGGGGAACUUCUCAGAUCCUCUUUCGAUCACGAGGUCAAAUCUCACAGAUGAGCUUGAGAACCUGGCAUCUUUGAACCAGGGCAAGGAGCUUCCUGGGGUCCCAAACGCGGAACUUGGUUUCCAGUUUUUCAAGGAACAGGCAAAGCCCUGGCGGCAGAUUGCUGAAUUCCAUUUGGAUCAAGUCCAGGUCACCAGCAAAGCAUUCGUGGACUGCCUCUUUGGACGUGUCAUCGGAGGAGAUCAUGGUACCACUGAAGCCAUACUGAAAGGUUGCGCGGACCCCUUUUUCGACAAAAAGAGCACUCUGCUCGUGGACAAACUACAGGAACUCCUGCGGCCAUACACAACCGGUUAUGGCCUUCCACUUGAGAGAGAGUUUCGGAAGAGAACCUUGCGGCACAACUCUCAGCAUUUUCUAAUGGCGCUGGAGAUCGAAAGUCCCGAACUCUUCCAAGUCGGUGGAAAGGCAAGGUUACGUCGCGAAGAUAUCUUAGAAAGUAUUGCCAAAGCAGAGAGCCUGUAUCGAGGUGAGUUCGGCACAGAUCAGGUUAUUGACAUGAUGAAGGUUCACUACGAAAUGUCACGCAGCACUUUCAUUGAGAAUGUCAUAAACCUCGCAGUGGAGAACUGCCUCAUAUGCGACAUUCCAAGCAUUAUGACACCAAUGGGAAGGUCCUCCAAGAACAGACGAGAUUACUACGAGAAGGUCUUCAAAUAUGCCAACAACACAGACGCAGGCGCCUCCAACGUUCACAGGUGUGUCUACUCCGGAGCGACAGAGGCUGCCAAGUUCAGACUCUCGAGCAAAGGGUCGCGCAUUGGCCUCAAGCUCAACCAAGAAUGGCAGAAGCAGCAUCAAUUCAGUCACAGGGGACACCUCGGCUUCAGCGUCUCACCAGCCGAGGUCCCCCAAGCACAAAGAGCGCUGGCAGACCUACCGUGA
Messenger RNA from Diaporthe citri, 2403 nucleotides. RefSeq lists its product as uncharacterized. The record is from RefSeq and is a predicted model, not a curated record. Gene Ontology annotation, molecular function: GTPase activity; GTP binding; microtubule binding. Gene Ontology annotation, cellular component: microtubule; membrane; cytoplasm. Bases 1 to 2403 code for a protein of 800 amino acids. The transcript is spliced from 5 exons. NCBI's taxonomy places the organism in Eukaryota, Fungi, Ascomycota, Sordariomycetes, Diaporthales, Diaporthaceae.